GCCCUGCCCCCCCUUGCGACCGACUCCGUGUUACCGCCACCACAACUCGUUACCAUCAUCACCUCGUUACCAUCACCUCGUUACCACCACAACUCAUUACUCACCAUCACCUCGUUACCACCACCACAACUCAUUACCACCACCUCGUUACCAUCACCUUCACCUCGUUACCACCGCCAUCACCUCGUUACCAUCACCUCGUUACCAUCGCCUCGUUACCACCACUCAUUAAACAUCCGUAAUUAAAGUAUAUCUGUUGAGAAACCUCGCUGCUGCGGUACGCGGAGUGCGCGUACACGUGUGUGUGCGGACAUGAUGCCCGGAGCCCUGAGGCGCUGGGCCAGGCUGGGUGGCACCGCGCUCUCCCUGGCAUUGGGCACUGGCCUCGGCACGUGGCUGGAGCGGCGGAGGCGGCGUACAGGGCACGGGAGCGCAGACGCGGACGCAGGGGCCCCGGGCACCACCGCCUCCCUCUGGGAUGACCUCUGGCAGUGCCCGGUGCUGCCCGUGCCCAGCGUUCACGCGGCAACCAUUGGCGUUGGUGGUGGGCAGCUGACGAGCCGCUCCGCGGCGGAGUUGUCCACGUUUGGGCUGCCCGGCGUGGCCCAGCUGCGCUCCCGCACCGCCUACCUGGUGUCGUACGACGCGCGCACGCGCACGCCCGCCUGGGUGCUGGAGAAACUCGACUCGGUCGGCCUGCGGGGAGACGCCACGAGGCAGAACUGCGAGUUCCUCGAGGACGAGAGUGUGCACGCAUUCCACCGCGCCACCAACGGCGACUUCCGGGGCAGCGGCUACGACCGGGGACACAUGGCGGCCGCGGCCAACCACAAGGCGUCGCGCGAGGCCAUGCGGGACACCUUCCUGCUCACCAACAUUGUGCCGCAGAACCCUCAGAUGAACCAGAACGCGUGGAAUGACCUGGAGCAGUACUGCCGUGGCCUCACCAAGCAGUACGCACACGUCUACGUGUGCACCGGGCCUCUCUACCUGCCCAGGAGGGAGGCGGACGGCAAGACCUACGUGCGUUACGAGGUGAUCGGGCCCAACACGGUGGCCGUGCCCACGCACCUGUUCAAGUUGCUCAUCCUGCAGAAGCACGCGGAGGGGGGUGACGUGGAGCUGCGCGCGUUCGUGAUGCCCAACGAGGCGAUCUCGAGCGGCGUGCCGCGCGAGCGCUUCCUGGUGCCGCUCGAGAGCCUGGAGCGGGCCUCGGGCCUCCUUUUCCAGCCCAACGUCGAGCGCCGGCUCAGGGGUGGUGCCAGGGUCAUCUCCGUCCUGGGCCAGUCGGGACAGGGGCAGCUGGGGCAGCUGGGCCAGGGGCAGCAGCUGCCCGCUCUGAAGCCGCCGCCCCCCAAGGCGUGAGGGUGGCAGGCGAUCCCCCCGGGGGGCGGCGGCGGCGGUGCCACGGAGUCUCUUCGCGGUUCCAAACGAAGCUCAGCUGGUCUCGUACGACGGUGGAGGCACCAUUAUGGGAGCGUGGGAGUUUCCACCGCUGGCCACGGCCCCCCCGCCGUUGGUGAACUGGGCAGGAGUGGACGCCAACUUGGUUGAGGAUUUUCCAUGGUGACCUUGCGUGCGACGUCGAUGACUGCUGUGCGGGGAGGGAGGGAGAUGGACGCAGCGCCCGGAGGGGAACGCACGCGUGUACGUCGAGACGACGCGAGGUCACGGGGUCGCCGCCCCACGUGCUGCACUGCCAUCUGCUGGCCACCUCGCUGUGAUGUUAUCCCCCGAGGGAUGCACCAACUGUACUCCAGUUGAAAUGUUCAUUUUCAGAUUCUGAUAAUAGUUGCAGCGCGCCAUAACGUCGGUACUUUCCCCCGCACCUCAACUCCGAUCAGCGCGGUUGGCUCCGUAGUUUAACGUACAUACAAGGUGCUUCUUACAUUCGUGACAUUUGAGUUAAGUGGUUCCGAGUUAAAAUGACAAAUAAAAAGGCCUUCUGAAGAAGAGGAGCUAUUGUCGGCGGGACUUGGAAGAUCGCAACUCGAAGCGGACUGCCCGACGGCCCUCGCCAGAGACUUCCAGUCGAGGGGCAAUGGAAGCGAAGGCCCGCACAUCGCCGUCCAUGGAGCAUCGCUCUGGGGAUGUGUAGAUCCAGGACCGUCAACCCCAGGGUUCUUUUUAACACGUAGUAGUCGUAGGUUUCCGCGACUGAUAUUAUCCAUAAUGAAGGUUGUUUUUUGGGGUGAGAUCGCGUAAUUAUGAACGUGUGUUUGAGAGUAAACCCACAACAUUUACAGUUAUUAUUGGAAUGUGGGGGCGCAGUAGCUCCAGAAUGUAUACGGGGGGGGGGGGGGGUACGAGAGCAAUCAGGGCCCUUAAAUGUGAUGAUCUUGAAUUCAAUACGGAGUUUAGCUGGCAGCGAGUGAGGCGGUGCACUAACAGGGAUGUGCUCCGAAUGAGGAGUGGCGGUGGGUCAGGACCCUAGCCGCUGCAUUCUGAAUGGACCGGAGUUGACUCGAGUGCCGGGUUCGGCACGCUGCCGCUCUUUAAGGACUGCGGUGCGGGUCUUGAAACUUGAAAAAAAAUGGCUCUUGUUGUUUUGGUUGCCGACUCCUGACCAUCGAAGCCCUAGUUCACCGUGGAAGUCCAGUUCACCGUUGAAGUCCAGUUCACCAUGGAAGUCCAGUUCACCGUGAAAGUCCUGUUCACCGUGGAAGUCCUGUUCACCGUGGAAGUCCAGUUCACCGUGGAAGUCCAGUUCACCGUGGAAGUCCAGUUCACCGUGGAAGUGCACCACAGUGCAAUGCGGCUCUUGAAAUGUCUCGUUGCUUUAGUUAGCGACCCCUGCACUAGUCGGUGUGCGAGGAGACACGAGCAUGUCUGUUGGACUUGUUUCGCACCCCACGUAGCCAACCGUGCUGAUGGGAGGUGCGGGGGAAGGACAACCAAUCUCCUCGACUGCCUGUGAGCGGCGUACGUCGGGUGAAGCGCUCUACGUAUAGCCGGCGAAGGAAGGUCUGUUUCGCGAUCGAAAAAUAAAAUGUUUCCGUCCCGUCAGCCUCGCAGGCUUCUGAAGCGUAACUCAAACGCCAAGUAGGACUCGUGUUUCAUUUUUGGCACGUUCGCAGUGAGACGCGGAGAAACGGGGUCUCCCCUGUGCGGCGCGAGAGGAGUUUACGAUCUGGGGAUGGAACCGUAACGCCGCGUCGUCGUUUGUCGGAAGAGCCGCCCGUCCCAUCCGCCGGUGGCAGCAUCUCAAGCAGAGCGCUUGACACACGUGGUACGCGACUCGCAUCGAGAGCGAGCUGCUCCAGGCGAGCCGUCGUUGGCCAUCGGCGCAAUGCAGUAAUCUCCUUCACCGAGCUGCAGCUUCCGUCCCCCGACCUUCAAAGCACAACCCCCACCGCUUCUCCUCCGAGCCCAUCCUUGCGACUGCUCCUCACUGCCCCCAUCACGACCAGGCCGAUCCCAACCCGUACCACCGUACCACUACCCGUACCACUUCCCGUACCACUUCCCGUACCACUACCCGUACCACUACCCGUACCACCCCUCUUUAACCUCACCCGUCAAUUCUGCCACCAUAACUGCACCACUUUUAACAACCCCAUAUUUACAAUCGCUGUAAAGCGCCUUUGAAUAAGGCGCUUUAUACAUCUAUACAAUUCUAGAUUUGAAGCUUUCGUGACUGCAAGGAUUCAUAUUCUUAGGUUUUUUCGGUAAAGUCACGUAGGUGAAAAUUUUAAAUUCCACCUGAAGACGGAAGCUUGUGUUGCCUCCGAAACGUCGUGAUUUUUAUUAUUUUUUAUUAAUUUUUUACCUACGUGACAUCUAUACAAGUUCAUUCAACACCUUCAAUCAAUUAUAUCACAACCAACAAUGCUCUUCGCCUAUGUAUACAAAGCAUCGGACACUCCUGUACAACUAUGCCGGACGAGUGCCUCCGAAAUGCAUCGAAAACUCCGAAAAACUUUAUUUGACCAGGUUCGGCCCACUGAGCUACGUAGCGCUUUUUUAGAAGUGACUUGGCCACAAAUGAAAACUCAGCCAAGUGGCUAAUCACGUGGAUAUUUACUGCACGAUUUUAAAAUGUGGAGGGGAAAAACCGGAGGACCUGGAGAACAUGUUUACGCGACCACGGGGAGAGACGUUGGGAUGGAUCCCACGACCUCCUGCCUAUCUGGCGAGGUAGUUAACAUCCCACCCCCGUGGCGCCUGCAUUCUCGAAAUGUACGUGACACGCACACGUCCCAGGACGACCAGCAGCUGGCCCGCGGGGAUGUGAGGGCCUCGCCGGAACUGCAGUUCAUGCCGAUGGCUUAAGGUAGCCACUGGUGGGAAAUUCGUGCCAAAACAACUUCUCGGUGGGCCCUCAUGGACCACCCCCCCCCCCCCGUUCACCACGCGGACACUGGCAUGCAGGAAUCCAUUUAUUUUGCGUUUUAACAAAAAGAAAUAACAAAAAAAAAGUUCUCAAAGUAUUUUGUCGCAAAUAAACGUCAUUACGGCCA
Lethenteron reissneri (Far Eastern brook lamprey) is the source of this 4460-nucleotide messenger RNA. RefSeq names its product endonuclease G (gene ENDOG). Gene Ontology annotation, molecular function: metal ion binding; single-stranded DNA endonuclease activity; RNA endonuclease activity. Gene Ontology annotation, cellular component: mitochondrial inner membrane; nucleus. Gene Ontology annotation, biological process: apoptotic DNA fragmentation. The record is from RefSeq and is a predicted model, not a curated record. Lineage: Eukaryota; Metazoa; Chordata; Hyperoartia; Petromyzontiformes; Petromyzontidae.